AUGGGGAAGAAGCAAUGCCCCAAGCCGGCUGACGCCAUGCGCACCAACCAAGGCGACGGCCACGACCUUCGCGGGAAAAAGACGACCGACCCGCCGCACGAGUUUAACGCGUGGAACUACCUCCAGGAUCCGCGCAACGCGCCGCACGAAUUCCUCGAUCCAAUGCUGCAGAGUACGCGCACGACCAAGUUCACGCCAGGCUUUUAUCGACGGUCGAGGACCGCGAUCGCGUCCGACCACGACCGGCUCGAGCGCGAGGCGGCCAAGGAGCGCGCGCACAGCUCCAACGCGACCGAGCGCCUCGGCCGGCUCUCGUUCUUGAACUCGUCGUACGACUACAACAUUGUGACGGGCGCGCAGACGUCAAUCAAACAAGUGCGGUUGCCGCCGACGCGGCAGUACCUCGCGGGAUCGCAGACCGACCACUUGCUCCACGAAGGCGUGAUCCAGCUCCGCGAGUCGCCCAACCGCUUUAUGGGUAGCUUCCUGAACAUUCGCCAAGACGAGGAUCGCAUCGACAACCUCGCCCGCGAGGGACUCCGGGGGCCGAAACACUCGUCCAUCAUCGGCAUUGGUCGCAACGAGCUGCUCUCGAAAGGCGCCGCCGACGGCCUCAACAAGUCGCUCUAUCGGCAGUGCAUCGACGACAACACCGCUAUCAAGCUCCAAUCGCUCAUCAAGCGCGGUGGCGACGCACCGACACGCAUGCCAAAGCUAUCGCCAGCAGCGACGAGUUGGCGGCCUCCGAUGGCGAGCCGCGGCAACGUCUCGGACGACGUCGCCCGGGUCCGCGAUCUGACGUAA
Molecule: messenger RNA, 804 nt
Organism: Saprolegnia parasitica CBS 223.65
Lineage: Eukaryota; Oomycota; Saprolegniomycetes; Saprolegniales; Saprolegniaceae
Exons: 4
Coding region: 1-804 (267 amino acids)
Source: RefSeq, a predicted model, not a curated record